This is a messenger RNA of Eimeria acervulina, 633 nucleotides long. RefSeq lists its product as hypothetical. The coding region runs from base 1 to 633 and encodes 210 amino acids. The transcript has a single exon. Lineage: Eukaryota; Apicomplexa; Conoidasida; Eucoccidiorida; Eimeriidae. The record is from RefSeq and is a predicted model, not a curated record. Gene Ontology annotation, cellular component: EMC complex.
AUGGGAGUAGACCGCGAGGAGGUGUGGGGCCACAUCUUUUGCGACCCCUCACAGGCGGCAGGCCUCACAAUUGCCCUAAACGGGAUUCAGCUUGGAAGUGCAGCCGUGCUACCGGCGUUCCCCAGCAGAGGAGCCUCCGGGAAAGGCUCAGGUGUGGACGGUUCUCCCUUGGGGUCAUUUGGACCCUCAGCCGAAUUCCGUAUCCCGCCUCUGCUGCCUGGAUCGUACCUUCUGGAGGUGCUGCACCCGGGGCUGAUCUUCCCAAAGUACCGGAUCGUCACGACAAGCACCGGCGGCAGUGAGGUGUAUCUGUUGAAUGAAUAUCUGGUGCCUUCCACUCUAGUCCCCCUUACGCUGCCCCUUAAGGUGGGACCCACAGGGGUUCCUCGGUACCUCCCGGCGCAGGGGGGAUUCAGCAUAUUGGAUUUGUUGCGACAACCCCUCGUCAUUUUGGUCAUGGUUUCCCUCGGUAUAAUGUACUUUCUUCGCAAAAUGCAAGAGGCGCAGGCUGAGGCGGAAAACCAACAACUCGAGCAGGAGGCUCAUGAACAGCAUGCCGUGGACAACUUGCAACACGAAGCCCCAGAGUCUGUCUUUGUGGAGAAGCUAAUACGACAAGUUGGCGGCUAUUAG